Messenger RNA from Pelobates fuscus (common spadefoot toad), 3089 nucleotides. It is a transcript of the gene SLC25A37, whose product is annotated as solute carrier family 25 member 37. Gene Ontology annotation, cellular component: mitochondrial membrane. Gene Ontology annotation, molecular function: ferrous iron transmembrane transporter activity. The record is from RefSeq and is a predicted model, not a curated record. Gene Ontology annotation, biological process: iron import into the mitochondrion. The coding region runs from base 160 to 1119 and encodes 319 amino acids. The transcript has 4 exons. Lineage: Eukaryota; Metazoa; Chordata; Amphibia; Anura; Pelobatidae.
UCUGAUUGGCUUCUCGCGGGUUACGCCCUUGGGCGGUGACGUCACGUUGGACUCUGGCUCGGCGUGCGGUGCCUUGGCUUCAGUCAGCGGGCAGAACGUGGCCUGCUGUCAGCUGCUGGGGUCCCGAGUGCCGGAGGGGGAGACACAGCUGGCAGGUGCAUGGAGCUGCGGAGCCCAGGACUCCCCAUGGAGGGAGUGCCCGCCCUGACGGGGGACAACGACGAGUACGAGAGCUUGCCGGAAGGAGCGUCUCCUGUCAUCCACAUGCUGGCGGGAGCGGUGGCCGGAGUGCUGGAGCACACCGUCAUGUACCCCGUGGACUCGGUCAAGACUCGAAUGCAAAGCUUGCAGCCUAAUCCAAAUGCCAAAUACAAGGGUGUUGGUGAGGCUCUUAAAAGGAUGAUCCGAACAGAGGGAUUGUUAACGCCCUUGCGGGGUAUCAAUGUGACCGUGCUGGGUGCCGGCCCAGCCCAUGCUUUGUAUUUUGCUUGCUACGAGAAGAUGAAAACUUCCAUAGGAAGCAUGAUCAACCAUGCUGGCAACAGCCAUGUGGCUAACGGGGUAGCUGGAAGUCUGGCAACACUUCUCCAUGAUGCAGUCAUGAAUCCAGCAGAAGUGGUAAAGCAAAGAAUGCAAAUGUACAACUCUCCUUAUCGAAACAUGCUGGACUGCAUUCGGACUGUUGGCAGAACCGAGGGAGUAGGAGCUUUCUAUCGCAGCUACACCACUCAGCUCACUAUGAACAUUCCUUUCCAAGCCAUUCACUUCAUCACCUAUGAGUUCACUCAGGAAAGUCUCAACCCCCAACGACAGUAUCACCCAGGCACGCAUAUAGUAUCUGGUGCAAUUGCUGGGGCAGUGGCAGCUGCGGCUACAACGCCACUGGAUGUGUGCAAAACCCUGUUGAACACACAGGAAAACAUGGCUCUUAGCUCUGUGAAUGUGAGUGGACAGCUCUCCGGCAUGGUCAACGCAUUUCGGACAGUAUACCAACUAGGAGGAGUAGCGGGAUAUUUUAAAGGAAUGCAGGCACGAAUCAUAUACCAGAUGCCUUCCACUGCCAUUGCUUGGUCUGUGUAUGAAUUCUUUAAGUAUUUUCUCACCAAACGCAACAUGUAGGAGGUAUAUGAAUUGUACGUCUGACAUUUUCCACAAGUGUUGAAGAUGCCAUGCACUGGAGUGCAUAGAGAUGACUAUCGUGGCCAGGAUACAGAUGUACCCAAACUCAUAAUCCAUUCAUGCUCACAAUUCAGAAGCAUGUGAAACUUGCUGCUGCUGUCAGUUAGUUACUCCCAUUUUGUGAGUCCAAUAGCGGCAGAAUUGGUCAUCAUUCCUUACUGAUUGGGCAACAAUGUCCUUUAUUCCAAAAAAAUGGAAAAUGCAGCUAACAGACUAGAUCAAUGAUCCUUGUUUUGUUUUAGGGUUGAGAUGCUAAAGCUAGGCUGCUUCUGCCAAAUGCUUCCAAAAUUAAAGCUGCAGUUAGUUUUUUUUUUUUUUUUUUUUCUAGAAACCAAUUUUGUAUCUUCUAAAUAAGGUACUGUAAGUUGUAUUGAGACCAGCAAUGCUGAGCUUUGUAGUGGUUUUGCUGUAACAGCAUAAACAAAUAUAUAUAUAAUAUGCACACACUUAGAGGUUUGCCUGUGGUACAGCACAAUCACAGUUGCUUCUUCUGAUAGAUUUUAUUUACCUCUAUUUAAUAUUUUAAGAUAUUUCAAAGAUCAAUACUGCACAAUGUCAUAUAUUUUCGUGUUAAGUAUAUCAUUGAAUUAAUAAUUUUAUAUUCUAUUGUAUUAUGUGAUCAUGGGUCCAAUACUUUGCAGAGACACCAUGUUAAAAAAAAUAAGUAUAGGUUUUAAGCCAUUUCCUGUAGGAAACACAUAAAACAAAUAAUAGGGGUGUUUAAGAAUUUUGUAUUUAUGUUCUAUUUUUUGCUGGAAAAUUUUGUUUUUAUUACUACCGUGAGAUUUUAUUUUAACCCACUUUGUGUAAAGUAAACACUGCUCACGACAAGGCACUAUAGUCUUCACAGCCACCAAUUAAUGUGGCAUGUCUUCUCUUUAUUGUAGGAUAAGUAUGUUAUACUUCUCUUUGAGAAUUGCAUUAGCAUGAAUAUUCCUUGUGUUUAAAGGGACACUCCAUUGCCCAAAUAAAGACUGUUUAGUAAACAUACCCCUGAUGUAUGCCGUUCUGAGUUCAGUGCAAAUAAGCUAACCAAACCAGGAAGUAACAGGACAUGUUGGUUACAUGCUUGAAAAGCCAAGGGGGUGUAUCCAGGUUAAUUUAUAAAAAAAAAAAUAAAUAAAUAAAAAAGUGUGCCUCACUCUUAACGAAUAAAGCUUUUCAGCAAGCUUGACAUGCCUUAGGUUCUGGAGUGUCCCUUUUUAAAAUUUACUUUUAGUGAGGGUUAGGUGCAAAACACCAGUCUAUAGGCAAUACUUGAAUUUUAGCUCAGGUAUCUGUUCCAUUCUUUAUAUAACAAAAAAAUAUGCUGCCAAGUGCUUGAUUACAUGUCACUUAAAGGUCACUCACCAAUUAACUCAAAACCAUUUUUAAAUCGAAUCCUUCCAUCAAGUUUUGAAAAGAAAUAGAUUUUUCUAAAAACAAAAAACAAAGUUGUUUUCUCUUUACUAACUUUGCACUAUAUUUGGUCUUUAUUUAAAAAGAGCCAAAUAGAUCAAUGGGCAUCAUCACAUUGUGAUGCUUAACAAAGCAUUUGGUUAGCCUUAAUGUAUGUGCACACAUUAAUGGGGAAAAAAAGUACACCCUCUUUGAAUUCUAUGAUUUUACAUAUCAGGACAUAAUCCUCUGUUCCUUAGCAGGUCUUAAAAUUGGGUAAAUACAAUCUCAGAUGAACAUCAUAUGACAAUUGCACCAUGUAAUACGUUGGUAAACAAAAAUGGAGACGCCAUUUGUGAAAAACUAAGUAAACCUUAUGAUUCACUAGCUUGUAGAACCACCUCUCAGCAGUGAAGUUGAAGUAAUGUUUUCUGUCUGACUUUAGCAGCCUCUCACCUCAAUGUGGAGGAAUUUUGACCCAACUCUUCUUUACAGUGUUGCUUCAGUUCAUUGAGGUUUGCUGGCAUUUGUUU